GAUGAAUACAAAUGAUGUCAACGCGUCAUACUGAACUACAGUCCCUAUCAGCCUUUAGUUUUAGGAAGUGACAUGUUCGGAACUUCCGCCGGCCUCCAUUUUUUCCACAGUCACUCCAUUUUUAGAGAAUAGGUUGGGUGAAAGGAAGAAAAAGCGUAAACACCACCUGCAGGUGUUGGUAACUUCCCGGCAGACACUUGAUCAUGUGGGACGGUCCUCGACCUGGUCCACGAGGAGGUCCACCCUUUCGUGGGGACCCUCGGGGGGAGAUGUUUGAAGGCCGAGAAUGUCCUACACCAGAAUUCAGAGGAAGAGAUGGGAAGCCUAUGGGCCAUAGGCCUCCUGAUAGGCCCCCAAUGGACAUGAGGCGGUUUGACCGUCCCGCCGAAAUGAGACCGAGGGAAAUGGAACCCUUAGACAUACGGGGAAGAGAACCGCCCAGGGACUUCUUCAGGCCAGGGGAGGAGGGCGAUGCUGGCAUGAGGAGGCGAUUUGAUAUGGAAAUGAGAAACAAACUGCAAGGUCCUCCAGACUUUAUGGGGCCUGCCAGGCACCCUUUGGACAUCGGCGGGAGGGACAUGAACCCCAGAGGCUUGAGAGAGCCCAACGAUGCAUUUAUGGGGGGUCGAGAAAGGGAACGAUUCCGCAUGGACAUGCCAGGAUUCAACGAGCCUCCCAUGGACUCUCGCAGACGGCUUCCCAUGGACCUUAGCAAUAGAGAUGAGGGCUUUAGAGACAUGCGUGACAGAGAGCGGCCCCGGAUGGGUAUGGAAGACAUAGACGGAUUCAGCAUGGACAUGCCCCCAAGAGAGAGGGAGAUGAUGGACUUUGAUAGAAGGGGUGGAACCCCGCUGACCCCCAGGGGAAGAUUUGAAUCCGAUGUGGACUUCAGAAACCGUAUUCGACCUUCAGGUGAGUUCAGGGAAAGGGAGAGAUCUCCCCUGAACUUCAGGGAAAACGACGGGGUUCCGAUGGAUGCAAGAGGAAGACCCGAUGGGCCCCCAGAUUUUGUGGCCAUGAACAGACCCAAGUUCAGGGGUGGGGAAGGAAACUUCAGAGACAUGGAGUUUCAAGAACAAAGGGAGCCGUCUUUGGGUUUCCGAGGCAGAGAAGAGAAGUCUCAUUCGGACGAGUGGCAUGGCCGGGAUAUGAGGGACCGAGGGCCCUUCCCGCCGCAUAUGAAGGGGGCACCCCCAUUCCCGAAAGGCCGAGAACGAUUUCCCCCGCCCCGGUGCAGGGAAGGUGACCCUAGCUCUGGGGAGGUUGCGGAUUUCCCCGGAAGAGAAAGGCAACCCUCAGAAUUCCCGGUGGAAAAAGAUGGAUCCUUUGGCUUUCCACAUCCUGGAAGAGAGGGAAUGGACACUCAUGGCUGGGAGAGGAACCCUCCCCCAGAUCACUUUCCCGGUCGAGAUGUGCCUCCAUUUGGCCGCAGAGGUCCACAGGAGCCCCCCCUCCCACACAUGGAGCCUCCUCCAUUGAAUGUUCCCAACCGAGAGAAUGAGGCUAAGCGUUGGCCCAGAGACCCGGACCCCAAACAGAACCAGAACGCACCACCCCGAGGCAGGUCUCCCUUCCUCAGAGGUCCAGAUCCUGCCCAGGGGAAGAGCCAGAUAGGUCAAGACCACGGGGGCCCAGAGGGUCACCCACCCUUCGGGGAACCAAAGGACAUUCUCAGCAAACCAGGACAAGAGGGAGGCAAGGAGGAGUUCCCAGACAACAGCAGCAGUGACUGUAGAGACCAGGACUACAGAGACAUUGAUUACAGAACAGGCUCAGGUCGCGCCUUUGACUACGAGCGCAGAGAUCAGCCAGGAACAGAAAAGCCUUUGAAGGAAUCAAAGCCAGUCCCACCCCAGAGGUUCAAUGAUCCAGCUUCUCAGCUCACAAAGGAUCAAGAUUACAGGAGUGCUUCUGUGAAGAAGGAGGUCUCAAACACCAUCUCCAUUACCGGAAUUCCCAAAACCGCCACUAUGGAACAGAUCCUGGGUGCUUUUGCAGUCCGUGAUGGCGUCCCCAUGCAGGGCAUGAAAAUAAAGAACGUUGUGCCAGGUUACAGCUACGAUACGGCCUAUGUGGAGUUUUUAAACCUCGAGGAUGCAGUCCACUUCAUGGAGUCCAACCAGGGGUCCCUGAAGGUUGGCACUAAAACCGCACUGAUGAGAUACAUCCAGCCAGACAGGAACAGCAAAGAGGCUCCUGAGGCGGUGCAUAAGGACAACCAGCCCCAGGAGCCCCUGCUGCCCACUCCCGGCACAGCAAAGAAGCAGCCCCCCGAGACAGCCAAUCAGGACGGGCACCGGCAGAAGCCGCCUGCUGAUUUGCUCCCUCAGGGGGCGUGGCAGCGGAGCUCUAACCUGACACCAGAGGCCUGGCAGCAGCAGAUGGACCAGCAGCAGCAGCAACAGCAGCAGCAGGAGGCAGAGUCCUGGGGGGCCAGACACCCUCGGCACCCCCCUCGGCAGAUGGACCCCAUCUUUAAAGAGAGCAAGACCAUGAUUAUAAAGAACGUGAAGCCCACCACCACAGUGGAGACCAUCCUGAAAGCCCUUGACCCCUACGCCUACCUGGACGAGAGAAACGUCCGCCUGGUCAGGGGCAAGCCCAUGGGAGCCAAGUGCUUCUGCUUUGUGGACAUGGACUCUCAUGAGCAAGUGGCUCGCCUGGUGGAGAUCUUGACCAAGCCCCCACCCCUAAUGAUUGACGGAGUUCGCGUUUACGUAGAAAUCGCCAAGCCACUGAAAAAUCAGAAUUACAGGAGAGAGUUUGAUCAAUCCAACACCUCUCUCCUGGGGUAUCCCCCUGAUGCUGGAAUGAUGGAGCAGUACUACCCCCAGCCUGCUCCAGCACUGCUGCCAUCUCCAGCUGUAAUUCAAGGGGAUCCAGUGCUACCUGUCAUCAGAGAUCCCAUUGUGUCUUCUGAGCCCCAGCUGAACUCUAACGUGACUCAGGGUGUUCCGUACGCAGAGCCCUCUGCCAUCGAUCACUCCUUCCAGGCCCCUGACGCUCAGGUGUCCAUGGCGACGCCCGCACUGGCAGCGACAGCAGAAGGCACCGACACCUAUAACUACGCUACGGAGACUCCUGAUAUGUCGACUUACCUGUACGAUGCCACGUCUGGGUUCUACUACGACCCCCAGACCACCCUGUACUAUGACCCCAGCUCAAGGUAUUUCUACAACGCUCAGACACAGCAGUACCUGUACUGGGACACUGGGACAAAGGUCUACAUCCCGGUGCCGGGGUACACCACGGACACCCUGCCCCCCGCGGCCAACGCCGCCGUGCCCGUGGCAGGGGCCCCGCCCCCCGAAGCGCAGACCCCGGAGGGGCCGCUGGACGGGAAGAAGGUCACGGACCCAGGGCAGGAGAAGAAAGAAGAGGAGGAGGCUGCGGCUCGCCCGGAGAAGAAAGAGAAAGAGAAGGAGAAAGAGGAGAAACCAAGGAGCCUGGCAGCAUUCAAGAUCAUGAAGGACAUGGAGCGCUGGGCCAAAAUCCAGAACCGGCAGAAGGACAGCGUCCGCGCCCCGUCCCCGGUUCUGAAGAUACCCGGAGCUCCUGAGGACAGGAAGUCCUCCAAGGCCGCCGACGCAGCCUUCGCCAUCUUCGAGAGGAAGGGCAUAGGUGGGGAUGACCUCUUCAAGAAGCCCAUGGCACCACCAAAAAAAGAGGAGAAGGGCUUAAAGCGUCCUAUGGGCUCCCUGGGCCUGCUUGCGGCAGACUACGGGGCCGGCAGCGACGAGGAAGAGGAGGAGAAGCAUGAAGCCCCGCGGGUGGUGAAGCCCCAGCCGGAGGAGAAGGAGGACAAGCUGACGGACUGGAAGAAGAUGGCCUGCCUGCUGUGCCGCAGGCAGUUCCCCAACAAGGACGCGCUGGUGCGCCACCAGCAGCUCUCCGAUCUGCACAAGCAAAACAUGGAGAUCCACUUGAAAAUAAAGAGAUCCAAGAAAGAACUGGAAGCGUUGGAGAACCAGGAGAAACAGCUGAGCUCCAGGGAGACCAGAGACUCCAGCGGCUCUCCAGAAGUCAAGAGGAAGAAAUACCAGAACUCCUGGUCAAAUGCUCCCAGAGAUAUGCACAAGACUUCAGAGCGGCCUGGACUGGGUGCAGAGCCAGUGGAGAGGAAGAAGAAGGAGCCUGUCGUCUGGAACCACGCCACAUACAAGCAGGCCGUGCGCAAGGCCAUGUUCGCCCGCUUCAAGGAGCUGGAGUGACCUCACGUCCUGUCCAGCACAUUCGAGGGCGGGGCUUUGGGGAUUGUGUACGCAUGUCGAAAUCUUUCACUUGUCAUUGGGGUCUGAAACGUCCUGCUCGACGCGGCCUGUCGCUCUCGCUCCAGUUCAUUCCAGGACUCCUCCCCUAAGUCCCCUCAGCCGCACUGAUCUCUCACCGGGAGGGGCCACAGCCCCGGGAGCAGGGCCCCCGAUCAGCGACCAGUGCGGCCACGGGGGGAGAUGGGCGUGGUUUGGAACGGUUCACCUCCCGUGGGGGGGUGCCACGCGUAACCGCAAAACAGCGGGGCCCGUCCGGGUCAGGGGCGGGCCCCUCAGCAGCCGCCUCCAUGACGUCUCGAGAGCCGCCGCUUCCGCGCCUGACUCACACCGUGGCACAGGAGGACCCAGAGAUCCUCUACUCCUGGACUCGACCAGUGGCAGGUGGAGCAGUCCACAGGCCCCUCCGCAACUCAACCACUGCCUUCAGCUCCGAUUAAUGUGUUAGGAAUACAGGUGUAGUGUAGCGUACAGUGGAGUCCUCACGUGUUUGUGAUGUGGCUGAAGUUUAGUAUUGUGAGGUUUACCCUGCAGCCCGACUGUACCAGGCCCACUGUUUCUGCCUCCUGGGCCAACAUCUGGCUUCUGCAGCACAAAAUGUUUUUUGUUUUUUUUCUUUCUUGUUAUUUUAACUAAAUUGAAUUUUUACAUUGAAUCAUUUUUUCCUGGACAUGUAAUGUACUCUAUAUUAUGUGUACACUUUUUUUAGUAAAAAAAGAAAAAAAUCAAA
Anguilla rostrata (American eel) is the source of this 4998-nucleotide messenger RNA. It is a transcript of the gene rbm6, whose product is annotated as RNA binding motif protein 6. The transcript has 23 exons. NCBI's taxonomy places the organism in Eukaryota, Metazoa, Chordata, Actinopteri, Anguilliformes, Anguillidae. Gene Ontology annotation, cellular component: nucleus. The record is from RefSeq and is a predicted model, not a curated record. Gene Ontology annotation, biological process: mRNA splicing, via spliceosome. The coding region runs from base 204 to 4211 and encodes 1335 amino acids. Gene Ontology annotation, molecular function: RNA binding.